UACCUAGAUUAAGCUAACAUUGAAACGAGACUAAUAACAAACCGGAAACUAUGGAGGGAUUUUGCAGAGGUUGUCUUGUAAAAUACAAUGAUCCAAUGGAGCUACUACAGUAUACGGAGAAAUAUAGAAGAUUGUUUGUGUAUUCCACUGGGUUACAGGUGAAAAGAAAUGAUACAUUCAUAUUCCAGCUAUGCAAGGAUUGUUUCCUCAAUAUGAAACAAGCUUGUAAGUUCAAGAAACAAUGUCGGACUUCAGAUAAACAAUUUAAGAACUACAAAGCGUUGAAAGAUGUAGGGGACCCCAUAGAUUUCUAUACAUUCCUUAAAAACAGUGAUGACGCUUUAACAUUCCGGCUGCCACUAGCAAGUGGAAAUAGUACUCCAGCUACUCAAAAGAGAGAUGAUGACAAUGAGUCAACAUGCACAAGUAUACGUAACUUCAUGACGGAUAUUCUACAAGGAGAAGAGAUGCCCGACACUGAAGCUCGGAUCAUCAGAGAAGUAAUAGAAGAAGAAGCUGAUGUGCUGGAAGACUCACUGGAUUCCCAUUGGCUUCAAGAUGAUGUGUCUAUUGAUACUGACUUCAGAUUAGAUUUUAGUUUCAGCCCAUUUUCAACGCCAAGGACCGAAAAUAAUGACCACUGCUAUACCCCUAAAAAGUAUGUCGAGCAAAAAGAUGAACAAAUCAAUUUCGAAACUGUAAACACUGAGAAACAAACUAGAAUACUCAACGACUUCACAAAAGCUUUCCAAAAUGAUCAAAAUAUAAAGGAGCAUGAUAGUUUUGAUAAUAAAGUCGUGGGAAAUACAGAAAGUUUUAAGAGUAUUAAAGAAUUUUAUUCUUAUGAAGCAAAUGAUCCAAUUGGUGAUAUUGAUCCUAUAAAAUCAGAAAAGAAACCUCACAAAAGCAGCAAGCACAUUAAAGAUCUCGCUGAUUAUGGAACCGAAGAUAUGUCAACUAAAGAGGUUCAACUAAAAAGAAAUUUUGCAAACAAACAUCUAAAAGAAUUAUGCGACUUUAGCUUAGAUGGCAUUGAAAAGCCGGACAGUAAUAAAAACGAUAGUCUAAAAGAAUUAUGUGAUAUGACUUUGGAUGAGUUUGAAAAAAGAAAAUUAGAUAAUAAUGUAAAAAAACAUGAAGAUGUGAAAAUGAUGUGUGAUUUUGGUGCAGAUGAAAUUGACGGUCUUGAUAAAUCGGUAAGCAAUUUAGAUCUGCCGUCGCUUGAAGACUCGGAUAAGGGUAGAACAAGUGGCCUGAAUUUUUAUACAGAGAACAUAAGUUCAGUGAAAUCUAAUAACGAAAUAAGUAACAGCAGUAUUAAUAUUGAAGCUUUGUUAAAAGACAAACCAUGUACGAUAGAUAGGAAUUUAGAAGAGGCGUUAAAGAAUCCUAACAAUAAAGAAUUUUCUCUGGAUGAAAUACUUGUUUCUCCACCAGUAUUCCAAAAAACGUCAGCGGCUUCAACUCCUACAAUAAGAAAUAUACUGUUUGAUGAGAAACUUGAAUUACCUGUUGUGAAUACUAAUAAAAAUGUUGGACAAUGCAUAGAACCGUACGACAAUGUCCAAGGCGAUAUAGAAAUCUUCGAAGAAUUCUUCCAAAACGACACUAAGGAAUUCGACAUCGAUGAUAUCAGAAAGGCUAAUGUAGAUAUUAAUGGACAAUGGAAAAGAGACUCAAAGUUUAUCAACAUUAAAGUCGCAAAUGAUAAUCUAAAUGACUUUGAAAUGGUAGAUAUAGAGAAUGAAAAGGAACUUAUUGAGAAUAAUAAAGAAAAAAGUGAUGUGGUAAAAGAUGACAGUGAGAAUAAUAAGAAAUCAUAUUGUGACUCCUGUAAUAAAGAAUUUAAAAAUAUAAGAGCACUCAAUAUACAUAUGGCCAGAAUUCACGGGCAAGUUAAUAGAAAACCAACAAAUAAUAAAAAUACUAAAUUGUGUAGUCAAUGUGGAUUGGAGGUGAAGGAUAUAUCAAAUUUCAAAAGACAUUUGAAUAUUUGUGGGAAACCUAAGGUCAAGAUAAAUUGUGAUGUUUGUGCGGAAUCUUUUACUUCACAAAGUAAACUGAAGAAACAUAAGAGAAACCAUUCGACAAGGCAGAAGUCUGAAAAACAAUAUAUUUGUUCGGUUUGCAAUGCCAUAAUGAAUAAACGUAACAACUUCAUUCUGCAUAUGAGAAGGCAUGAAAAGAAGUACUCCAUAAGGUGCACAGAGUGUAGCAGAGGUUUCUACAGACAGUCAGAUUUAAAGACUCACAUGAGACAACACACUGGUGAAACACCAUUCAGUUGUAAUUAUUGUAGCCGUUUGUUUUCCCGCCAAGAUGUGUUGAAAAGGCAUAUUAAAAUUCAUUUAGGUGAAAGGAAAUACGAAUGUGACACAUGUGGACUAAAAUUCAAAAGGAAAUGUAAUGUUUCUCUACAUAUUAUGAAAAACAAGUGCCGACCGAAACCAAGUGAAAAUAAGAAAGAAGUAAAAAAUAAAUUAGUAGUGGCAAAUACAGAUAUCACUGUAAUAUACGCUACGGGAGAUAACGAUUCCAUUAAAAAGCAGUUGCCGUUUUUGGAAACCGAACUGAGUAAUUAAGAAAAUAUGAUAUAUACAAAAUAUAUAUUUCAAUUUAAAAUGUAACAUUUGUUUUAAUUUGUACCUCUGAUUUUAAUUUGAACUAAACUACAUGUAAUGGCUUAACUACAAGAUGUCAGAUAUGCCAUACUAUAUGAAAACAUCAUAAAUAUGUGAAUGUGAUAAAUAGAAAAUAUGUUAGCAAUAAAACACAAUAUUCAACAACACCUGAUUAUAUUCAAGUAGGACUGUGCUACAUAAAAAAUGAAUACAAAAUACCUGAUUCAUUCUGCAACAUGACUGGUAUACAGUAUGUGAUUCGUUUGUAUGAGGAUUUAAAUGCAAUUGUAAGCCAAUUUUUAAAUUAAGAACAAAUCAACUCUUAAAGCUAGCAUACCCUACUUUAGUACUAUACUUACAAUUUUGUAAGUGGCUAUAACUAGUAUCAUAUAAAAAUGUAUAACUAGAACAACAUACAUAGUUACUUUAGAACAUUCAUACAUGUAUUGGACCCAUUAGCACGAAGGAAGUUAAUAAAUAAUAAUAUAAAUUAUUGUUUUGAUAAUAAGUUAGCCAUCAUUCAGUGCAAAUGGGGUCCAAGUUUUUUUAUUUAAAUAUACUUUUGUUCAGUUUUAACCAGUGAUAUACAAGAGCAUGUGACAUCACAUGCAGAACAACUUGAAUUAAUAUAAAACGGAUUUUACUAAAGCUUCUAAACUGUAAACUAAGUAAUGAUGCAUCUUAGGUAGUAUUGUAGUGUUUCUCAGUGUGACAUGAUGGAACAUAGAUAAUCAAAAUAUCUAACAGGGUUCAAAAAGAACAGAUCGCGCCAUCUGUGAGUAAAAUUUUCAAUUGGCGCUUGUAAAGGCUCAAUUUUUUACUCAAAACAUUAUUUUACAGUUUGGAAUACCACUUCAGUACAUAAACAACCUUACAUAAUUUAUGUAUACAAAUUUAAAAUCAUACUCUUUUGGAUUUUAUUUCUUACAUCUAAGUAUUAGGCGUCUAAACUUUAGUGCCAUAGAUCACAGACACAUCUAUUAUUUAUCUAAUAAGUUUUGACUACAAUCUUUAAAACCAAUAUGAUUAUGCAAUGUGAACUUAAAGUGGAGUAAAAAAACUGCAAAAUAAAACAAACAGUUUGUAGUAUUUCAUUAUUCAAAAUGUAUAGCAUAAAAUUGCUUAUUCACAAUUAACUCAAACUCAAUUUAAAACAUCAACUAAUUAUAUUCAUAAAACGAAAAUAAUAACAACAAAACAUUGGGUCUUCAACGCACAUACAUUAAAUAGGACAAAAUAAACAACACAUUGGUACAAUACUGUUUCAGCUAGCUGCCACAGCAAGACCACAAUCUCAUUCAACUAACUAAUCAAUUAAAUGAUUAAAAACUAAGUAGAAAUAAACAAGUAAGUAACCUUUGUUACAUUGAACUUCAAAUUACUGGCUAUAAAUUUACACCAGUAACAGAUUUUAGAUUAAAAGAGCUUGAAUAUCACCAUAGAGAACUAAUACAGCCUGCCAAAGUGACAGUAUUGAUUCCAAUGUGUACUUAGCUUAAAUCAUUCAGUUGUCACUUCACACAGCAUUCAGCACCUUGGUUUAGUCAGUCAUCGAGUCCAUCACUUCACUUUGAACUAAGAUUUCUGACCCUUAGGCCUGUGUGAUAGCACUAUGCAGUUAUCCGCAAGUUGGUUGCGCAUUGAGCUGUUUUCUUUGCGCACUUCAGUCAGCUCUUGGUUAAGUCUCAAUAUUUCUAGUACAAGUUUUUCAUUCUCAACUUCCAGUUUUUCUAAUCUGAAACAGUAUAAAAAUGGAUCAGAUUUUUUACAACAACAUAAAAUUUUAAAUAACUCACCUAUAAAAAAGGAUUUUUGUCAAUUUUGCUAUGUGCUGCAUGUAAUAAUGAAUGAGACAGUAGAAGACUUAGUAAUCCAAUAUGGCAAUGAAGAAUGUCAUUUCAACCUUUUUGUUUUUUCUUCACUUGAUGAUCAUUUCUAAGACCUAAUUAUCAGCAAUUAUGAAUAGAGAAGCCCUAAAUAUUGAUUGGAGAUCAUAUUAGUCUUGUUUUCUAACCCAAUUUCUAUUAAAUAUGAAAUAAGAACCAAGCUAAAUUACAUACUAACCUCUUUUGUUUCUCAGUUAAGUCUGUAAUAUGGUCACAUGCUUUAGCUAAUAUUCCCCCUUUACUUGCAGAGUCUGGUAGACCAGAAUUAGGAACUAAGUUGGCCAGUUUAGAGAUCCAGCUGUUGAUUUUGUCUCGACGACGUCUUUCUACCUCAUUGUGGGUUGCUCGCCUUUUGUCAUCAC
Messenger RNA from Spodoptera exigua (beet armyworm), 4869 nucleotides. Lineage: Eukaryota; Metazoa; Arthropoda; Insecta; Lepidoptera; Noctuidae. The record is from the annotation of a GenBank genome assembly.